UAGCACCAUAUGAAGCAACCAUCUCCAACUACUUCCCAGCUGGCAGCAGUGAGGCACAAGUUGUUCCACCCCGAGAACGGAACCAGAAAGCCGAGGCAGGAAGGAGCCCCUCCUCUCAGCAAAAAUCAGCAGUUAUCCUCGCUCCAGUCGUCCGAUCAGAGGUUGGAACCAGUUGGUGAAGAGAGACAAGGGCAGUUGCUCUCUGCACUCUGGUCUGAUUCCUGCCAUGGCAUCCUCAGUGAUUCGCCGCCAACUUGCACUGUCCCUCCACAAGAAUCUGUGCUUCAGUGUCCCAGGAUGCCGAUAUGCAAGCAAGGCCGCGCCAAAAGCCCAGGUGGAAUUAGAUUACAGUGGACCUUCCAUGAAAACUGAAGUCCCUGGGCCACGCUCACAGGAGCUAACAAAACAACUGGGGGAAAUUCAGAAUGUUGGCGCUGUCAACUUCUUCUGUAACUACGAGGAGAGCAGGGGGAACUACUUGGUCGAUGUGGACGGCAACCGCAUGCUUGACAUCUACACUCAGAUCUCCUCCAUUCCAAUUGGAUACAACCACCCUGCUCUCAUCAAACUCAUGUCCAAUCCAAACAAUCUGAGUACAUUUGUCAACCGACCUGCCCUUGGAAUCUUGCCACCUGAGAAUUUCCCAGACAAGCUCACAGAAAGUCUUCUCUCGGUGGCUCCUAAUGGAAUGAGUCGUGUCCAGACGAUGGCCUGUGGCUCAUGCUCCAACGAGAACGCUUACAAGGCCAUGUUUAUCUGGUACAGGAAUAAAGAGCGAGGCCACAACUCACCGUCCGAUGAGGACCUCAGCUCUUGCAUGAUCAACAAGGGCCCAGGUUGUCCAGACUUCAGUAUUUUGUCUUUCAUGGGAGGCUUCCAUGGCAGAACUCUGGGUUGUUUGGCAACGACACACUCCAAAGCAAUCCAUAAACUGGAUGUGCCCUCGUUUGAUUGGCCCAUCGCCCCAUUCCCGAGACUGCAAUACCCGUUGGAAGAGUUCACCAGAGAGAAUGCACAGGAAGAGGCUCGCUGUUUGGAAGAGGUGGAGGAUCUGAUUGUGAAGUGGAGACAGAAGGGAAAGCCUGUCGCUGGGAUUGUGAUUGAACCCAUCCAAGCUGAAGGAGGAGAUAAUCACGCCUCCGUGGAUUUCUUCAAGAGUCUCCGCAACAUUGCACGCAAGCAUGGCUGUGCUUUCCAUGUGGAUGAAGUCCAAACUGGAGGAGGGUGCACAGGAAAGUUCUGGGCCCAUGAGCACUGGGGCAUGGAUGACCCCGCUGACAUUGUGUCCUUCAGUAAGAAACUUCUGACUGGUGGCUACUACCACAAACUGGAAUUACAGGCUGAUAAGCCCUACCGCAUCUUUAACACAUGGAUGGGUGACCCAUCGAAGAACUUGUUCCUGGCUGAGGUCCUCAAUGUGAUUCGCAGAGAAAACCUCCUGGAGGAGGUGACUCGUUCAGGAAAAGCCCUGCUAAAUGGGCUGUAUGAGUUGCAGGCUCAGUACCCUGGCAUCCUGAGCCGAGCUCGAGGACAGGGAACCUUCUGUGCCAUUGAUAUCUGCGAUGACGCAACACGCAACGGCAUCCUUCUCAAGGCACGGAACAAGGGUGUCCUCCUGGGAGGGUGUGGGGACAGGUCAAUCCGGUUCCGUCCUGCGCUGGUCUUCAAGGAGUACCACGUACACAUGUUCCUCAACAUCUUCAACGACGUGUUGGCCCAGUUCAAAUAAAGCUCGAAGCGAUGUGCGUUCCAUGACCACAACCCGAAAUCCAGGGAGGGAACCACCCUUACCAUCCAUGCAGAUUAAGCACAAAACACACCAAUAAAAGCAAAGCAGGAGGCAAGAUCAGUUGCGUUUCGCCACGAUGCUGAUAUCAACGUAUAUGUGAUGUCGUAAAGCUGUACCAUGAUUUCAUUCAAUAUUUCACACAGUCUAUCGGGGCAGUGGUGUCUGGACACAUUCUUCACCUUUUUCCUGUGUUCUUCUUGAAAGUAACAUCAGCAAAUUGUUCUUCUUCGACCUUCGUCACAAUUUCUAGACGUCGUACACCAGCUUUAACAAACACAAGCCAGACAUUGCGCCGUCUCGAGUAGAACCAGCCUAUUCUGAUCGAUAACUUCAAUGAAUGUGAUGGAAUCUGAUAUUCUUUGGCAAAUGAAUAUGCAGUAAAAGCAACACAUGCGUUGUUUUGUUAUACCAGGGUGUCCGAAGUGUGGCCCGCAACCCGUUUCUUAUUGACUCCUGACCAGUGUUGGGCUUAAUGGCGUAUUGUUUUCCAGUAACGGAUCAUCAUAUUACUAUUUCAAACUUUCAAACAGACAGCGAAAUAUGGCACGUUAUCAGCCAUCUGUAUGUGCUUCAGUUGCCACUGCACUGCUUCACAGGAAGCUAAGCAGCUAGCUCGAGAGGCUCAGGAAGACGAUUCCCCCUAGCAUUUUGGUAGCGAAUCUCAAGUCACGAGCUCAGCCCUCAGCGUUAACCUCAUGAAACAUCUCUCAACACCACACGACACUGCAAAGCUAAAUCCCAAUUUUUUUGGUGUCAGUUUUAAUUCAACUAACUAGAACUAGUUACUUUUCUAAAGCCCGCAACAAACGCUUGGUGGCCAAGUGGUUAGCAUGUACUGAUCUGGAAUACCCGGGUUCCAAUCUCCACUGGCAUGUUUAGCCCGUGCGUGUGUGGCUUUUCUCCGAGUACCUCCCACAUUCCAAAACCGUGCAUGUUGGGUUAACCGAAGACUCUAAAUUAUCCAUCGGUGUCAAUGUGAUCAGCUGGGAUAGACUCCAGCAUACCCUGGCGACCCUAGUGAGGACAAGUGGCAUAAAAAAGAAUGCCCGUGUUAAUGUUUUGUGCAUUAAAGAUGCUAAAACCAAUUCAAUAAAUGCUAAACUAUCUGAAGAAAAGAUUGGCAUUUGUGACAUAACAAAAUAAUGUCAUAUCUAAUAACAGAGCUCUAAUAAUGAACUACAAUUAUUUUUACAACACGUCGAGGGCCAGUGAAAAGUUGCGGGCCGAAAAUGGGUCACACACUUGGACACCCCUGUUCUACGCGGAUCAUCUGUCCACAUAUGUCACUGAAUUUUUAGCCUGAGAGGCAAAAGGGUCAUUGUAUCUUUGCUACAGGAGUGUCGGUGAUGCAUUCAAUGCCAACCCGCGUGUCCAUUUAACGCGUCCUUGUAAUUCUUCUGCCUUGCUCGUCGUAGGACUCGACCUCUCAGCUUGCAACUUUGUAGCCCAGACAAACGCUAACCUUAAAUUGACCAUGAAAAUGUCUCAGCGUAUUUAGUGCCUGCAUGAUACUUGUAUGCAUUAUUCAUUUUUAUUUUUUUCUACUCAUACAAUUAAAUGCGACCCGACUUUAAAGUGCUUUCAGUCUUCAUAGUCAAGAGCUAUUUCUUUUGUUUUUUUCAUGAAUGGAACAUAGAUCGUAAGUUGGCCUGCUAUUGGUUUUGUCUUAUGGAUUACUAAUGGUUAGUUGAACUGCAACAGUGCAUUCCCCCCCAAACGUAGCUUACGUACAUGCUACAGCUAAAUCCCAUUUACAUUUAUAACAGUGUGAUUUUUACACAUGCUGAUGCUCUUUUGUAUUCUUUGCCACACGCUACCUGUGUUUAAAAUCAAACGGGCUGCAGUUGUUGAACUGCAAUGGUGUUUUGGAUGGAGGUCUACGAACACAACAACAUACAAAGAUGUAGCACAUAAUUGUAAAAGACAUUCGCAUACAUGUCAGACCUUUAUCGUUAUGAAUGUUCCAUGCAUUUGUAGUAUAUUUUAGUAUUUGCUCACAGGGUCAGUCUGUCUUGUAGGAGUUAUAGUGGAACCUCUGUUUUCGUUAGUAAAUGCACAAAAAUAGAAGCCGUUUUCCCCCAUAAGAAAUCAUGUAAAUCCAAUGAAUACGUUCCUCAUAUCAAUAUGUCUCCGUGCAAAUAGCACAGAGACUGGGUCACCAACGCGUGGGUUGCUCUGCUUCGGCGCAAUGAUACGUGGGCAAACGGACUAGUUUGUUCCACGUGAUGUUCGGCGGAGAUGGUGCACGAAAGCCGGGACGAAAUUCCGUCUAAUUGUCCUUGAAUACUGAAAAGUAGGGUGAACGAAAACCGAGGUUUCACUGUACGCUUAAAUCAAUAUCUCAAACUUCUCUGGGGAAGUCGUUUGGUUAGGGCAGGGGUGUCCAAACUUUUUCCACAAGGGCCGCAUACUGAAAAAUCAAAGGAUGUGGGGCCAUUUUUAUAUUUUUUGGAAACGGGCCAAAACCAACAAGACAUACUGUAGGUAUGCCACGACUUAAUAUAGAUGUGACAACGCGUAUGAUUAUCAUAAAUUACUUUCUGUAAACAACAACAUUAUUACUGUUGUCUAGUUUCAUUUUUGAAUUUUAGACUAUCCCACAGGCCCCUAAAAAAACAAGGUGUGUGCCCACAAAUGGCCCUCAGCCCGCACUUUGGACACCCCUAGGUUAGCGGGUGUUUAAGCUGAGGACUUCCAUAGUAGUAGUAAUAAUACUGCUGGACUCCACGUGGUCAUUGAGGAUGAUGUACAGAAAGAUGCCGAUAAUAAGAUUCUUUAUUCAACGUUUUUGCACUUGAUCUGAACCAGAUAAUUAUUGAUGUAGUUAUUUUAAAUGGCUAGAACUGUAAUCUUUCGAAUCUCCGUUGGGCAUCUCUGUGUGGAGUUUGCAUGUUCUCCCCGUGCGUGCUUGGGUUUUCUGCGAGUACGCCGGUUUCCUCCCACAUUCCAAAAACAUGCAUGUUAGGUUCACUGGCGACUCUAAAUUGUCCAUAGGUAUGAAUGUGAGUGUGAAUGGUUGUUUAUAUGUGCCCUGCGAUUGGCUGGCGACCAGUCCAGGGUGUACCCCGCCUCUCGCCCGAAGUCAGCUGGGAUAGGCUCCAGCAUGCCCUAGUGAGGAUAAGCGACAUAGAAAAUGAAUGGAUGGAUGGACUAUAACUGUUAACUGUCUUUAAUAUAUACUGUUGAUGUACUGUGAUAAAUAAAUGACAUUUUGCCAAACUUAA
Molecule: messenger RNA, 5013 nt
Organism: Dunckerocampus dactyliophorus (ringed pipefish)
Lineage: Eukaryota; Metazoa; Chordata; Actinopteri; Syngnathiformes; Syngnathidae
Gene: abat
Product: 4-aminobutyrate aminotransferase
Exons: 16
Coding region: 227-1729 (500 amino acids)
Biological process (GO): GABA catabolic process
Cellular component (GO): mitochondrion
Molecular function (GO): pyridoxal phosphate binding
Source: RefSeq, a predicted model, not a curated record